This is a messenger RNA of Adineta steineri, 762 nucleotides long. NCBI's taxonomy places the organism in Eukaryota, Metazoa, Rotifera, Eurotatoria, Adinetida, Adinetidae. The record is from the annotation of a GenBank genome assembly.
AUGAAAUUUCACGCAGUAUACGUCGUUGUUGGUAUUAUUGCAUGCCCAUUUAUUUUCUUCUGUAUAUUUGCUCCGAGUCAAUUAUUACAAGUUCAAGUAAUUGAACUUGCAAAUGGAUUCAAAUAUAUUGAAAAAAGUAAUUUUUCAAAUGAAUGGAAACAGACAAUUCAUAAAUAUUUAACAUUUCCUCUUGAUAAUCAUUAUGGUUCACAUACAAUUGUUCUUCUUGCUGCUGCAUAUGCUUCUGAAACAGGCGCAAUACUUGAAUUAGGUAUGGGUUCAUCAAGUACUCCGUUAUUACAUCGUUUAGCAGUAGAUCAAAAUCGUUUUCUUCUAUCGGCAGAUUCAGAUAUUCGAUGGGUUAAUUAUUUUGUAUCUGGUUUGGAAAAGACUGAAUUACAUCAAAUGAAAUAUGUUGAAGUUAAAACUGAAAUGGGUGUUGAAUGGGCUGCAGCUAAUCUUUCAGAUGCUGCAAAAUGGUCUAUUGUUUUUAUUGAUCAUCGUCCAGGCGGACGACGUCAAUUUGAUUUAAGAGCAUAUGCACUUCGAAGUACUCUUGUUCUUUUACACGAUACAGAAGUAGCUUCUAUGUAUCAAUAUACUAAUGCAUUACCAUUAUAUACUUAUCGAUAUCGUUUUACAAGAUUAAAAACUUAUACAGAUGUUUUAAGUAGAACAAAUGAAACAUUAGUUAAAAGAAUUCGUUUUUUACUUGAAUCAAUUCCAGAUAGUUAUUUUCAUACUAAUAAGACUUUAACAUAA